Messenger RNA from Eurytemora carolleeae, 690 nucleotides. RefSeq lists its product as uncharacterized. Lineage: Eukaryota; Metazoa; Arthropoda; Copepoda; Calanoida; Temoridae. The record is from RefSeq and is a predicted model, not a curated record. The transcript is spliced from 3 exons. The coding region runs from base 337 to 690 and encodes 117 amino acids.
CAGAUAUUCUAGAUCCUUCCUCCCUCUGCAGUAAACAGCUCCCGGAUAUUUUAUAUCCUUCCUCCCUCUGCAGUAAACAGCUCCUUGAUAUUCUAGAUCCCCCUCUGCAGUAAAUAGCUCCCGGAUAUGCAAACAUGAAUUCUAAUGGAUCCGUUCUCCGAAAAAAAACUACUGAUAAUAAGAAUACUAUCGAGUAUUACUUACGUCAAGGAGGGAAAUAUACACGGAGAGAAUAAAACCCAACCUUGUCAGUUCUCCGCUACCGUUCCUUCCCUCUCCUACUACCUGAGCAAUCUUGAAAGAUUCAAAACCUAACCUUAAUCUCAGUACUCUAGUAUGCUGGCGUCUUUAUUCUACCCAAGUAAUUUCUACCUGUAUCUGCUGGGACCCCAAGAACUUUUUUACACACCGACCCAAAUUCUCUCACAAGUAGGGGACAAUUCUCUACCUCCCCUCACCGUGAAGGGAGGCUUGGACAAUCUUGGGAAUGGUAAUAUUCUUAGUAGCCUGGACAAUCUUGGAAAUGGGAAUAUCCUUAGAAGCCUGGACAAUCUUGGGAAUAGAAACAUUUUGAAAAGAAGCUUGGUCAAUCUUUGGAAUAGAAAUAUCCCAAGAAACCUGGACAAUCUUUGGAAUGGAAAUAUUCUUAGAANAGAAGCUUGGACAAUCUUGGUAAUGGGAAUAUUUUGA